AUGCCCUUCUUCAACCCAUCAUCGCUCCCACUACCGCUCCUGCGCCAGAUCGCGCGGUCACGCUCAUCCCCUCGAUUUCGGCGAGCAUUGAGCACAUCUCCGGUCCCGCUCGAAGCAAGACGGCCCCUCCCCCUCUCCCCCCUCGCUCCCUCCAUACCGCCUACGCCCACCCUCUCCGCCCUUGCAUCUCGCCUAUCUCUCCCCCAAUCAUCAACUCUCCAUCCCGGACUGGUAGCUUGCCUGACCCACCCGUCGUUCUCCCGCACGUCCGCCGCGUCCGGAUCGACAUCCACCGCUUCUACCGAGACGGACACCAAUGAGCUGCUCUCCACACUAGGCAACUCCCUCCUCGGCUUGUUCGCCUCGGAACACCUCGCGCAGAGGUAUCCCUUCCUGCCGACCGAAGCGCUCAAAGCGGGCGUCACGGCGUAUGUCGGUCCCGCCGCCUGUUUUGCGAUAGCCCGGGAGCUCGGUGUAGGCGUGCAUGGGCCAGGCGAUGGACUGGAGAAGGAGCUGCCAGAGGGUCAGAGGCGGAGAGGGCACGGAGCGGGUGGAAGACCAGCGAGUGAAGGUGUGGGCGUUAGGUGGAUUAGGGAAGUUGGCUUCGAGAAGGUGCCUGUUGCGAGGCGGUUUAGGGGGAGGAUGGAGCGUGAGGGCGGAGGCGGCGCAGGGCCGGGGGAUGCGAUACAGCGGAGAGAAGGGUGGGAGGAGGUCGUGGCGGGGGUGGUGAAGGCGUUUGUGGGGUUGAUAUAUCAGGAGCAGGGAAUGACGGCCGCACGACAAUUCACACACGCACACUUCCUCUCACGAUACCUCGACAUGACCUCCCUCUUCAACUUUACGAACCCAAAGCACGUCUUGUCUCGGGCAGUCGCCAAGCAUCUGUCAGAUGCGGGCGUAGAGCCAACCGCAGGAGAAGGCAACAUCGAGUCUAGACUUCUCGCUCAAACAGGAACAAACUCCCAAUCCCCCUUGUUCAACAUCGGCCUCUUCCUCCCAUCCGGACUAAAGCUCUCAGAGGGGUACGGCUCUUCCCUCAAGAUGGCCGAACAUCGAGCGGCCGUCAAUGCCCUGCACGCCCUUUUCCUCGUUCGCGGCGAUACGGAAGAAGGGGGUGGAGGAUUGGGCGGGAUGUGGAGGAGGAGUCAGGGCGAGAAGAGGGCGGGUGGGUUGAGAUUACCAACGGAGAGUCAUGGGGUUUGGGCGGUGGAGGGUGGGAAAGUGGGCAAGGGGCUCGAGUUCCAGGGAAGCGGAUGGGGAGGGGGCGAGGUGACUGUCGAGAGUCGGAAGCGGGUGACGGUAUAG
Messenger RNA from Dioszegia hungarica, 1305 nucleotides. Its product is annotated as ribonuclease III domain-containing protein. Gene Ontology annotation, biological process: primary miRNA processing; rRNA processing; regulation of gene expression. Gene Ontology annotation, molecular function: double-stranded RNA binding; ribonuclease III activity. The record is from RefSeq and is a predicted model, not a curated record. NCBI's taxonomy places the organism in Eukaryota, Fungi, Basidiomycota, Tremellomycetes, Tremellales, Bulleribasidiaceae. Gene Ontology annotation, cellular component: nucleus. The transcript has 3 exons. The coding region runs from base 1 to 1305 and encodes 434 amino acids.